Odontomachus brunneus is the source of this 3579-nucleotide messenger RNA. Its product is annotated as DNA ligase 1-like. The record is from RefSeq and is a predicted model, not a curated record. The coding region runs from base 1074 to 2729 and encodes 551 amino acids. The transcript has 2 exons. NCBI's taxonomy places the organism in Eukaryota, Metazoa, Arthropoda, Insecta, Hymenoptera, Formicidae.
AACUCUCUCUCCAUUUUCUAUCAAUUUUUAUUAUAUUAAACUUCAUAAAAUAUUCUAUAUCCUUUGAUGUUUCCAAGUUUAACUUAAUAAUAUUGGUCUUUUGUAUAAAUUUCAGAUUCGCCAUUGAGAAUAGCACAAAACCAAAGUAAAAACAAAACAUUCGGCAAAACAAUAAAUUUUUAACAUUUUUAACAUUUAACAAUUCAUUUGCGCUGUACUAACUGCAGUUAAACUUUGACUGAUUUAUGUUUCAUAAUCAUAUUUUCAAUUUCCAAGUCGAUUAUUGUCACUAACUUUAGUAUGUCAUUAACACAUUAGAUUAUUAUCUCAUUAUUAUGUCAUUAACUUUAGUAUGUCAUUAACACGUUCGCUUGUUUUACAUAAUUGUACAAAACCGAUUAGGCUAAAUUGGUUUUAUACGUUUACUGAAAGCAUCGUUCUAUCUUCCUUCAGCAUGUAAUGAGCAUGUAAAGAUAGAAUGAUGCUUUCAGUACGAAAGCGUGCAAGACGAACUUAACCUUGGCUCGACAAUGUGGAAAUAGAACAAAAAAUUAGCUAUCACACAUACAUGACGCUCGGUCUCUUGUGAGAUAUCGUUGCAUCACAUGUGUGACGUUGGUAUAGCGAACGCGAGCUAAGCAUACUUAUAAAUCAUUCUACCCUUCCUUUCUGACAAAGCGCUGCUUUUUUCUCAGCAGUCAAACGCUUCGUCAAGAAUGUGCAAGUGAGAGUGUAUAUAACGCACAACUACGAUACACACAAUUGAUACUGCAGGUAGAAAACCAGCCACUUGGUCCAAUAGAGUAAAGAUUUAAAACUGACUGAGCGAAUCGGACCUCGAGCACGACGGAAUGACCAGCCAGCAGAAAACGCAAGUAGACGCCGGGUUGCUUCCACAUAACUUCCCCCAGACAGACAUUGGUCCAGCAGCUCAGUUUGAAUAAGAACGCGAGAACGUUGGGAGUAACGGGAAGCUGCUCUACGAAAGCACGAUGAUUUCGGUGUUGUGAAAACAUUGAAAGAAACUUGUACUCAUAGAUGUUCUGAGGAAUCGACAAGACUUGUUCGACAUUAUGUUGCCGAUGAAACCGCUUCUCUACAGAAUCGAAACGUACAUCGUACCUGAUGUAAACAAGUUCCCGACACAAAAGAUUUCAUCUCUCGACGACGGCAUUCAACUAACGUGUCAGCCAGGAGUCAUCGACGAAAACACGUGUGAGGAGAAGCGACAAGACCCGAAGGAUACGUCGUCGCUCUCGUAUGGACGAAAAUGCGUGAAAUCAAUGGAAUAUUUCGUGCGGGACAGUGAUUGCAAAUCGACCGAUAUAAAAAGCAUGGAAAGUGUGAUAAGUAACAGAGAGAUCGUAUGUGAUAAACGGCCCGAGAAUGAUGACUUCAAGUAUCAAAACGACGAGGAAAAUGUUCCUAUUCACAUUGAAGAGUAUCUUGAUAUGCGAAAAAUAGAAUAUCAAAUGUUGACCAAAUCACAUGACUCAUUUUAUCCUGUAAGACAAUUCAAAAGGUUCAACAGUUUAAUGUCGAUCGAUGAGAGAAGCGAAAGUUCCUCAAAUGCCGAUAGUAAAAUAAGCGAUUUCUGUCAACACGGCUUCAAGAACGGUUGCACCGCGACGAUCCCGUCGCCCGAGGAAGUCAGCGGGGAGAUCUUCCAGGAGAACUGGUUGCGCAAAAUCGAGGCAUUGCGGCAGCGCGAAGCCGCCGUGGCAGAGAAAGAGAUCAACCUGCAGAACCGAGAAAGACAGCUGUUCAAUAGAGAGAAAGAGAUCCGAAUCAGGGAAAGGUCACUGCAGGACAAACAGAGGCAGGUAGAACGUGAGCAGAAGCAACAGGACCUGCGGAACGUAAACAAGAGGCUUCAGGAAGUCGGGCGGAAAUUGACGUCCGAAUUUCGGGAGUCUCAAGAGAAAGAUCAUUCGCUUGAAGGUGGACGAAAUAGCGUCGUUCAAGUAAAUGAGUCUGUGAAAACGGAGAAACCGAGGAACGGCCUCCAACUUGCCGAUUCACAUGAGAAAGUCAAGGAACUCGAGAAGAAGCCGAGAGAUAUGACGCGCUCGAAGAAUCAUUCGUCAAAACAGUCGUCUUCUAAUAGACUUAACUCAUAUAGCAGCAUGAAAUUCAAAGAGCGGCCCAAGGAGUCUAACGACGAUCUCAACUCCACGCUGUCGGCCGACCCCGGGGACUCGUCCUUCGUGAAGACGUCGGAGCUCUUCAAUCCAGAAGUCUACAAGAAGCCGUACGCGUUCACAAGAUCGGCGAGCGAGCGUUGGGACAAACAACAGAGUCACAAGAUUGUCUCGAAGGUGCAGACUGUGCUCGACACCGAGGAGAAGGUUCUUCGCAAACUCACCGAGAAUAUACAUGCCACACAGGACAAGGACACCAAGUUUCAGAAUUACGGACUCGUAGAUUGUAGAUUAAACAAGGUUCCAACGGCCGUGCCGAAACCAGAACGCAAUCCUGCCAAUGAAGAGAAAUGUUCUUACCUCGACUUGGCGACUAAUAGAAAAGCACCCGAAGGACGCCAAAAGGACAGACCGAUCUCGUGGAACGAGAAGACGAAUGAGUGGUUGCAGAAGAAACGGCAAGCGUACAAUCUAGCGACCAAAGAAUCGCUCGAGAAUAAAGAGAACUUUCAAUGCAAUAACGUCGCGACGCAGAGAACGAAAAGCUCGAAGAAGGCCAAGAACAAGAUAUUCACAAUGUUCCGUUGACUCGUUGCUUUACUACUGUACAUUGCUUUCUAAAAAAACUAAAGAUUCGGCGACUUAAGGAUUAGUCUGAAAUAAUGAUCAUGUAACUUUUUUCAUAAAAGUGGAAACUUGAAAGAUAAAAAGUUUCAUAUGAAUUCGAUGACUUUAGCAAUUACGUAACUUCUCGUACAAUAGAAAUAUGAAAAUUUUUAUGUAAAACUUCAUUUUUCAUGAUUUCACACUAAAAGAAAAGAUACAUGAGUAUCACAGACAAUUGUGUAUCACACAACUAGGUAAAAAUUACAAAAGUGAACGAAUUUAUUAGAUGAUUUAAAAUUUCAUUGGGGUCAACACCUAGUGAAUUUGCUCACCUUUGUCGUUUUUAUCACGUUGUGUCAAUACACAAUCGAUCUUAUAAUCGAUACCUUGUUGUCAAGUAUAUUCAGAGGACAAACAAAAAUUCAUGUGGAAACUUGCAAUAGUUUUAGUAUAACAUUGAACAAUAGAUCAAGUGUAAUAUUAUAAUUAUAAGUGCAAUUACUCAUGCUUUCAACAUUUCCUAUAAAGAUCCUGAUAGAUAUAAACAAGUGACAUUGAAAGCAUGUAGAUAGAAAUAAAUGAAUAACAUUGGAAGUAUUAAAUAUUAAUCAGGAGAUAUAGUCAUAAACUUGAUACGCAUACCAAAUUUGCUAAUUUAAAGAAAUAGCAAUUAUGUGUUCACUCUCAGUCUCAUAAUAUCAUAUUAGACUUUGUGAUUCCUUAUAUUUUCAUUGUAAUCAAAGUACAACACAUAAGACGUUAUUGCCAAUAAGAGAUAAAGAGAGAUAUGGACUUUGCAUAUAUAUAUACAAAUAAACAUAUUGUAUUGUUA